AUGCCCCAACUACCUCGCUACGAGUAUACCGGUCCCGUGGAUUGCAGCAUUCCACCAAAUAGGGCCGUCCUGAAGGAUAAAAGUGUUAUUGUGACUGGUGGUGCCAAUGGCAUGGGCGAGGCAACGGUGCGCGCCUUCGCGGCAGAAGGGGCAUACGUUACAAUUGCCGAUCUUGACGAGACUCGAGGAAAGGAGAUAGCAGAGGAGCUGAGCCCGAAUGCCCAGUUUGUGAAAUGCAACAUCAUUUCCUGGAACGACCAGGCCGAAAUGUUUGAAGCUGCCAUUGCAAACUCUCCUCGCAAAGGUUGUGACAUUGUUAUCGCCAACGCUGGUAUUAGUCGUGCUUUCGGUGACGACCUGUGGCCUUUGGAUGAUCCCAACGAGCCCCCUGUCAAGCCAAAUCUCAACAUUGUCAAUGUCAAUUUAAUUGGCACAAUGUACACCUGGAAGCUGGCGGUUCACUACUUUCGGAAGCAGCCCGACACUGAGGACCGGGAUCGGUGCUUUAUCAUUACUGGAAGUAUGGUCUCGUGGAUUGAUUCUCCGGCAAACUGGCAAUAUACCAGUAGUAAAUAUGGACUGAGAGGUCUGAUGAGAACGGCCCGCCGAAAUUCUCACGAGCAAGGUAUUCGAAUCAACUAUGUUGCUCCAUGCUAUAUCAAGAGCGCAAUUCGUUCCGCCGCAUAUGAGGCCCAACUCAUCUCCAAAGGCGUUGAGUUUGCAGCCCAGGAAGAUGUGGCUCUGUGCAUGAUGAGACUGGCAACCGACAGAACAAUCAAUGGCCACUCUCUGAUGAUCACACCGAAAUCUGUUGCCAAAGAGGGUUUCAGGGAUGUGGGAAUGGAUGAUCAUAUCGAGGAGGGGUAUUUCAAACGUAACCAGGAAGUUCAGCUCAGCAUUAUUGAGGAUAGAUGGGAGCCGGGUUGGAGUAAAUGGAGGACUGCGGAGGGCGCUUCCAGGUCAUGA
Aspergillus glaucus CBS 516.65 is the source of this 966-nucleotide messenger RNA. RefSeq lists its product as uncharacterized. NCBI's taxonomy places the organism in Eukaryota, Fungi, Ascomycota, Eurotiomycetes, Eurotiales, Aspergillaceae. The record is from RefSeq and is a predicted model, not a curated record. The coding region runs from base 1 to 966 and encodes 321 amino acids. Gene Ontology annotation, molecular function: oxidoreductase activity. The transcript is spliced from 8 exons.